AUGCAUCGUGACAAGGAGUCAGAGUCAGUGAUGCUCAACUUCACCUCCUCCAUCCCUCUGGGCCCCCUGCUGAGUAACAGCAGCUUCUCACUGACAGGGGGCGCUGUGGCUGUACCGAAAGACAGCUUCUCUAAUGCUCUGACCAAGAACAUAGUGGCCAUGUUGGUGUGGCUCACCCUCAGUGUCAUCAACAGCAGCAUGGUGCACACCUUCCUCCGACACAGCCUCUUCUAUGAGAACCCUCGAUACAUCAUGUUCAUCUGCAUGGUGAUAAACGACGCUCUGCAGCUGACCCUGGUCACAGCUCUUUACGUUGCCAGUUACAUCUUCAGGAAGAUCCACGCCUCCGUCUGCUGCCUCCUGAUCAUGACGGCGGUCCUCACCACCCGCUUCACCCCUCUCAUCCUGGCCGGCAUGGCGGUGGAGCGAUACAUCUCCAUCUGCUUCCCUCUGCACUACAGCCACAUGUGCACCGUGCCUCGCACCCUCCUCCUCAUCUGCGUCAUCUUCAUCCUCACCGCCACCCCGCCCGUCACCGACUUCCUCAUCACCCUCGUCAAGGAGCCCCCCAGUUUCUUCCACACCACCGUUUUCUGCGACCACUCGCUUCUUUUCCGCGACCGCUCCAUCUACUACAAGAACUGUGUGUUUGACGGGACGUACCUGUCGUGCGUGGCUCUGACACUGCUCUUCACCUACUGUAAGAUCAUGCUGACGGCCAGAGCGGCCUCUACGGGCCUGGCCUCGGUGACGAGAGCCAGGAACACCGUGCUGCUCCACGGGGUCCAGCUGCUGCUGUGCAUGCUCGCCUUCGUGGUUCCCUCCCUGCAGGCGGCGCUCAUCUCCCUCUUCCCUCGGCUCAGCCUAGAGAUUCGUUACAUCUUCUUCCUGCUCGUUUACAUCAUCCCUCGCUUCCUGAGCCCCAUCAUCUACGGUUUCAGGGACGAGCUAUUCAGAAAGUACUGGACCCGGGCCCUGGCUUGUCGAGGCAGUAUCAUCAGGGUCAGGCCUGUGGUGCAGAAGGUCAACCUGAAGGUCAAAUAA
Pleuronectes platessa (European plaice) is the source of this 1044-nucleotide messenger RNA. Its product is annotated as odorant receptor 131-2-like. Lineage: Eukaryota; Metazoa; Chordata; Actinopteri; Pleuronectiformes; Pleuronectidae. The transcript has 5 exons. Gene Ontology annotation, cellular component: membrane. Gene Ontology annotation, biological process: G protein-coupled receptor signaling pathway. Gene Ontology annotation, molecular function: G protein-coupled receptor activity. Bases 1 to 1044 code for a protein of 347 amino acids. The record is from RefSeq and is a predicted model, not a curated record.